This is a messenger RNA of Lactuca sativa (garden lettuce), 1344 nucleotides long. Its product is annotated as WD repeat-containing protein DWA2. The record is from RefSeq and is a predicted model, not a curated record. Lineage: Eukaryota; Viridiplantae; Streptophyta; Magnoliopsida; Asterales; Asteraceae. Gene Ontology annotation, molecular function: protein binding. Gene Ontology annotation, biological process: protein ubiquitination.
UUAAAUAUUAAAUUAUGUCCGAAGUCGUUUGUAAGGUGCAAGUUUUAACUGUAGAAAGAGCCCUAAAGAUCUUCAUCAGCUGAUUGACGAAAAAUCAAGACAUCCUUCCUCAAAUGCAAGGAGGAUCAACUGGAAUCGGUUACGGUCUCAAAUAUCAGGCAAGAUGUAUAGCGGAUGUGAAAGCCGAUACAGAUCACACCAGUUUCCUCACCGGUACUCUCAGUCUCAAAGAAGAAAAUGAGGUGCAUCUGAUUAGGCUUUCAUCAGGUGGUACGGAACUUGUUUGCGAGGGCUUGUUUUCCCAUCCGAAUGAGAUAUGGGACCUUGCUUCUUGCCCUUUUGAUCAACGAAUCUUCUCUACCGUCUUCUCUUCUGGUGAAUCAUAUGAAGCGGCUGUUUGGCAGAUACCUGAACUGUAUGGCCAGUCAAAUUCUCCUCAGUUGGAAUGCAUUGCUUCACUCGAUGCACACAGUUCAAAGAUUAAGUGUGUGCUGUGGUGGCCAUCUGGAAGACAUGAUAAGUUGAUCAGUAUUGAUGAGCAGAAUAUCUUUCUUUGGAGCUUAGAUUCUUCCAAGAAGAGUGCACAGGUACAAUCUCAGGAGUCUGCUGGGAUGCUUCAUCAUAUUUCAGGUGGAGCAUGGGACCCACAUGAUGUAAAUGUUGUUGCAUCGACUUCUGAAUCAUCUAUCCAGUUUUGGGACUUACGGACUAUGAAGAAAACAAAUUCAAUUGAGUAUUCCCAUGUUCGUAAUAUAGACUAUGAUAGCAAGAACAAACAUAUGCUUGUAACAGCUGCGGAUGAAUCUGGUAUUCAUAUAUGGGAUCUUAGAAUGUCGAAGGCCCCUGUUGCAGAGCUCCCUGGACAUUCACACUGGACUUGGUCUGUUAGAAGUAAUCCUGAGUAUGAAGGAGUCAUUCUUAGUGCAGGAACAGACUCGGCUGUUAACUUGUGGUUUGCUGCUCCUGCUAGCAAUGAUGAAUUGACAUCUGAUAGCUUGUCUAACUCCACUACUAAAUGGACGGAGUCUUUGCUCCAUACAUACAAUGACUAUGAGGACAGUGUUUAUGGCUUGUCAUGGAGUUCUCGGGAGCCUUGGAUCUUUGCAUCAUUAUCUUAUGAUGGAAGGGUCGUUGUGGAGUCGAUAAAGUCUCAUCUCCCAAGAAAGUGAACACACCCUUUGCACAUACAAUGUGUAUUUUGAAUUUUGAGGAAGUUUAUUGAUAUAGCUUUUUUAAAGGAUUUUUGUUCUUAACAUUGUCCUGUUCUUUUGUCACGCGGGAAGCAAAUUAUAUUUGAAUUUGUUAUAUUUCACUACUAUUGAAUAAUAAGUUGUUUCCAUGUUA